AUGUGUGGCAUUUUCGGAUACAUUAAUUACCUCGUUGAGAGGGACCGCAAAUAUAUCCUUGAUACUUUGCUCAAUGGUCUAUCGAGACUUGAAUACCGUGGAUACGACUCUGCGGGACUUGCAAUCGAUGGUGACAAGAAGAAUGAAGUCUGUGCCUUUAAAGAGGUUGGCAAGGUUGCAAAGUUGAAAGAGCUUAUCGAAGAGUCGAAACCCGACCUUACUAAGACCUUUGAAUCUCAUGCUGGUAUCUCUCAUACACGCUGGGCCACCCACGGAACACCAUCUCGUCAGAACUGCCACCCACAUAGGUCCGACUUGAACUGGGAGUUCGCUGUCGUUCACAAUGGUAUCAUCACCAACUACAAGGAGCUUAAAGCUCUACUGGAGAGUAAAGGCUUCCGGUUUGAAACAGAGACAGACACUGAGUGUAUCGCCAAGCUCACGAAAUAUCUUUACGACCAACAGCCAGACAUCGAGUUUACAGUACUGGCCAAGGCUGUUGUUAAGGAGCUUGAGGGUGCCUUUGGUCUUCUCAUCAAAUCCGUGCACUACCCUCAUGAAGUGAUCGCUGCCCGUAAAGGGUCUCCCUUGGUCAUCGGUGUCCGCACAUCCAAGAAAAUGAAGGUUGAUUUCGUGGACGUCGAGUUCUCCGAAGACGGUGCCCUUCCGGCUGAGCAGGCUUCUCAGAACGUAGCCAUCAAAAAGUCCGCCACCGGGCUCCUCGCUCCCCCUGACAAGUCCCUCCUGCAUCGUUCUCAGUCUCGUGCUUUCCUGUCUGAUGAUGGUGUCCCCCAGCCGGCAGAAUUUUUCCUUUCUUCCGACCCAUCGGCGAUUGUCGAACAUACGAAGAAGGUCCUUUACCUUGAGGAUGAUGAUAUAGCUCAUAUCCACGAGGGCCAGCUAAACAUUCACCGUCUGACCAAAGAUGAUGGAACCUCCAAUGUCCGCGCCAUUCAGACAAUCGAACUCGAGUUGCAGGAGAUCAUGAAAGGAAAAUUUGACCAUUUCAUGCAAAAGGAGAUUUUUGAGCAACCAGAAUCCGUGGUCAACACCAUGAGAGGUAGACUGGAUGUUGCGAACAAGCAGGUCACGCUCGGCGGGCUUCGACAGUACAUUUCUACCAUUCGGCGGUGCAGAAGAAUCAUCUUCGUUGCUUGCGGAACGAGCUACCAUUCGUGUAUGGCUGUGCGUGGAGUUUUCGAAGAGCUUACUGAGAUUCCUAUCUCCGUUGAGCUUGCCUCCGAUUUUCUAGACAGACAGGCGCCUAUUUUCCGCGAUGACACGUGUGUCUUUGUUUCCCAAUCUGGAGAGACUGCGGAUUCACUUAUGGCACUUCGGUAUUGUCUCGAAAGAGGUGCCUUGACUGUGGGUAUUGUGAAUGUUGUGGGUUCCUCUAUCUCGCUCUUGACCCAUUGCGGUGUUCACAUCAAUGCGGGUCCUGAGAUCGGCGUUGCUUCAACCAAGGCUUAUACCUCACAAUUCGUGGCCAUGGUCAUGUUUGCCCUUUCGUUGAGCGAAGACCGCGCUUCCAAGCAAAAGAGACGCGAAGAGAUCAUGGAGGGACUUUCCAAGAUCUCCGACCAGUUCAGAGAGAUCCUGAAACUUAACGAGCCUAUCAAGCAAAUGUGCGAAAAGUUUUUCAAGGACCAGAAGAGUUUGCUUCUGCUUGGUAGAGGUGGCCAAUUUCCUACGGCCCUUGAAGGCGCGUUGAAAAUCAAGGAAAUCUCCUACCUCCACUGCGAAGCUGUCAUGUCGGGUGAAUUGAAGCACGGUGUUCUUGCUUUAGUCGACGAGAACCUGCCAAUCAUCAUGAUUCUCACCAGGGACAACAUCUUCAUCAAGUCUUUGAAUGCUUACCAGCAAGUUAUCGCCCGUGGAGGUCGCCCUAUUGUCAUCUGCAACCACGAUGAUCCGGAGUUUUCUUCAGCUCAGACGGAGAAGAUUGAAGUCCCUAAGACAGUCGACUGUCUCCAAGGGCUUAUCAAUGUCAUCCCCCUUCAGCUAAUCGCUUAUUGGCUUGCGGUCACAGAGGGUUUGAAUGUUGAUUUCCCUCGGAACCUGGCCAAAUCGGUGACCGUCGAGUAG
Messenger RNA from Aspergillus aculeatinus CBS 121060, 2085 nucleotides. RefSeq names its product glutamine--fructose-6-phosphate transaminase (isomerizing) GFA1 (gene gfa1). NCBI's taxonomy places the organism in Eukaryota, Fungi, Ascomycota, Eurotiomycetes, Eurotiales, Aspergillaceae. The transcript has 6 exons. The coding region runs from base 1 to 2085 and encodes 694 amino acids. The record is from RefSeq and is a predicted model, not a curated record. Gene Ontology annotation, biological process: fructose 6-phosphate metabolic process; UDP-N-acetylglucosamine metabolic process; protein N-linked glycosylation. Gene Ontology annotation, molecular function: carbohydrate derivative binding; L-glutamine:D-fructose-6-phosphate transaminase (isomerizing) activity.